Drosophila suzukii is the source of this 711-nucleotide messenger RNA. RefSeq names its product mitochondrial inner membrane protein Mpv17. The record is from RefSeq and is a predicted model, not a curated record. Gene Ontology annotation, biological process: cellular response to reactive oxygen species. Lineage: Eukaryota; Metazoa; Arthropoda; Insecta; Diptera; Drosophilidae. Gene Ontology annotation, cellular component: membrane; mitochondrion; cytoplasm.
AUUAUCCAUAUUACAUCAUAAACCGAUGUGGGUAAGCUGUGACAUUUUGGUUUAGAGUUGCCCCAACGACCCAUUUGAGUUCAAUAGACAACCCUUAAAAACGCACACGCAAUGUUUACCACAGCGAAUAGAUAAUGAUGACGGGACUCAAGGUGUUUCUGAAGGAAGGAUUUAAAGUGGCGACGGUAAUGGGUCUGGGCGAUGCGAUAGCCCAGUUGGCCAUCGAAAAGAAACCGCUUGACGAUUGGGAUGCCGCGCGAACCCUUCGAUUUGGUGCCCUUGGUAUGGUGUUCGUGGGUCCGGUUCUGCGGCGAUGGUACCUAUUUCUGGAGUCGAGAGUUCCCAAAACCUGCACUCCGAUGCGCCGAGGAGCCAUCAAGAUGCUGGCCGACCAAGCCCUCUUUGUGCCUCCGUUCGCAUUGGCCAUGUCCUUCCUGGUGCCGCUGGUCAACGGCGAGCCCGUCGUACGGAUCCGGCAGCGCAUCCUCGACAGCUACCCCACUAUCCUGGUCCGGAACUACAUGCUCUGGCCAGCCGCCCAGAUGAUCAACUUCAGCUUUGUGCCGUUGGGCUACCAGGUGAUCUAUGUGCAGUGCAUCGCUCUCAUAUGGAACUGCUACCUCUCCCUGGUGCUCAACAGCUAGGGCACUUCGUAAACCUAUGUACAUGUGCGGAUGUACGGCCCGUCGAAUAAAUUAGCUCUAAACGUGA